ACGUGACUCAAAAAACAGGCGGAAACAACGGCAGCAGUGUCCAGUAUAUUUCUAAUAUCAGCUGAGGAAAUAUAUACGGUUUAUCGUCUGCAAUGACUUCGUCCUCCGAUGAACAUGCACAUCAAUUUGUUCAAAGGGAAGAUGUUUUGGUGAUUUCCAACGAAACUCAUUCGUCAGCAGAAAGGCGUGCAGAAUGCCAAGGAACAGCAGAGACAAUUUGUAUAGAUGACAAUUCAAAUGAGGGAGACACCGUAGCAAAUAAAGCGCGAAAAGAAGUCCAAGGAACAAAAGAGAUCAUUUGUAUAAGUGAUAACAGUUCAAACGAGGGAGACACCUUAGUUAAAGAAGAACCGGAACCGAACCAUGAGACAACGGACGAAAUUGCUUUGCUGAUUGAAGGAUUUGUAAACAGCGGGAAAAUUACAAUUUAUGAUGCCGAGAGCCUGGCAGGUGGAAAGCCAGAAAAGCUUACAAGUAGGCGCGUCGAGCUGAGGCGUCCCCAAAAGAUUUCCAUCAAUGACGAAAAUAGUUAUGAUUUGAUUUGGAGUACAGGCAAUCGGUCAAAAAUUAUAGCACUUGACCAAGAAAAGUUUAGCAGACUGUGCCGUGGAGGAAACGUUUUCGUUACCAGGCCAAGGAGACCAGUAUGGAAUACUGGAUUGAAAGCACCAGAGUCGGUAAAAGAGCUUUGUCGUACUGAGGGCCCCCGCAAAGUUCAAAAGUUAAUCGACAAGCUGGGAAUGCCAGACAGGGAGCAAUGUGUCUCUUCCACGAGUGGAAAUAGAUAUGAGAGUACUGUUAUUUCGACGUAUCACGCUUUUGGCCAUGAGGACGAAGUUACAGACGUCACAUCAAGCAUUCAGCCGCCUGCCAAGCGAGGGCUGUUUUCAGACGACGAUGAUACGGACGACGAAAUGCUUUCGCAGUAUGCUGCUGCUAAUGCACAAUCGACGGCAAUGAGUGAAGACACAGUGGAGUCGACAGACCCUGAAGGCAUUGAAAGUGCGAAUUGGUUAUACAGGCAACUGAAUGACGCACGUGGUGAUGUUGACGACAGUGACAGACCACCUGAAGGGAACGUUUCUGGAGCUUUACCAGAUUUUAGUGACGAAAGCAGGGACAUUAUCAGCCACGGUAGCAUUUGCCAACCGAUUUCAUCUCUCUACAAGGGUUCAGCAACUGCGCAGCAAGGUUACACAAGGGAGUCAUCCGUCACAGAAGUCUGUGAUUCAGACUCAAGCUCUGACGAUACACUAGCAUCGACACUGCACUUUGCUGCAAAACGAGAUCUGUCGGCAGCGAGUGAUCAAGUUCUAAAAGCAACAAAACAGUACGCCAAAAGUGCAGCCACGAGAGUGGAGAAGAAGGACAAAGCAAGGUUUUUUGUCGAUGCCAUGGGCUUGCAAAACAAGAAGGUCAAACGACGCAUUUAUGACGACGGAAAUUGGGAGAUUUUUCUUUCGGGCAUGAUUCAACGAACGGGGCAAUACAUGUUUAAGAUUUGCACAACAAAAACGGAUAUUCCAAGUAUAGAGAAUUUCCAAUUUUAUCUCAUUAUGAUGGAAGUGGACGUCAUGUACUGUUACUUGACAAAGGAAUGCGAACUCUGGCAAGUGAAGUACGAUAGCAAGUAUUAUGACGACGCAUUAAGGUACAUUCGCCGUUUUUCCGAAGCCGCAGCCCGUCAGAACAAUGGAAACUAACGACAGCGUUUUCUAGCCUGUAGCCUCGAAAGCAGAGGUUUUUAAACUUGCAGCUUUGAACGUUUGCCUUUUUCAACAGACUUACAUGUGUGAUUUGUGGCAGUUGUGUGUGUGUAUUGGAGUUAUGUAGUUUUUUGUUUUUGUUUUAUGCAACAACAAUCAACAUAUAU
This is a messenger RNA of Corticium candelabrum, 1873 nucleotides long. RefSeq lists its product as uncharacterized. The coding region runs from base 93 to 1703 and encodes 536 amino acids. NCBI's taxonomy places the organism in Eukaryota, Metazoa, Porifera, Homoscleromorpha, Homosclerophorida, Plakinidae. The record is from RefSeq and is a predicted model, not a curated record. The transcript has 11 exons.